AUGCGUUCCAGAAGCAGUGACACAGAGGGCUCAGCCCCAAAGCAGUUUCCAAGACAUAGUAAAGGCCACAGUUUCCAAGGGCCUGAGGACAUGAAGCAGAGGCAGCAAGACAAAGACCCCACCAGUGAGUCGGAGGCAAUUCUUCCCUGUCCUAAGUCACACGGUGGUAUCGGUCACCAAGGAGAGGACCUCUCAAGAGAUGAUCUAUUAUUUCUUCUGAGCAUUCUGGAAGGAGAACUACAGGCUCGAGAUGAAGUCAUAGGCAUUUUAAAGGCUGAAAAAAUGGACUUGGCUUUGCUGGAAGCUCAGUAUGGGUUUGUCACUCCAAAAAAGGUGUUAGAGGCUCUCCAGCGAGAUGCUUUUCAAGCAAAAUCUGCCCCUUGGCAGGAGGACAUCUAUGAAAAACCAAUGAAUGAGUUGGACAAAGUCAUGGAAAAACAUAAAGAAUCUCAUAGACGAAUCCUGGAACAGCUUUUAAUGGCAGAAAAAUCUCACAGGCAAACCAUAUUGGAGUUGGAGGAAGAAAAGAGAAAACAUAAAGAAUACAUGGAGAAGAGUGAUGAAUUCAUAAGCUUACUAGAACAGGAAUGUGAAAGAUUAAAGAAGCUAAUUGACCAAAAAACUGAGUCCCAGGAGAAGAAGGAGCAAGAAAAGGAAAAGAAGGUCACCGCCCUGAAAGUGGAGCUGACCAAACUGAAGUCUUUUGCUUUGAUGGUGGUGGACGAACAACAAAGGCUGACGGCACAGCUUGCCCUUCAAAGACAGAAAAUCCAAGACCUAACCACAAGUGCGAAGGAAACACAUGCUAAACUAGCCCUCACUGAAACCAGAGUUCAGGAAGAAGAGCAGAAGGCGAACAGACUAGAGAAAGAACUGCAAACACAAACCACAAGGUUUCACCAGAACCAAGAAACAAUUAUGGCAAAGCUCACCAAUGAGGACAGCCAAAAUCGCCAGCUUCGACAAAAAUUGGCAGCACUCAGCCGGCAAAUCGAUGAAUUAGAGGAGACAAACAGGUCUUUACGAAAAGCAGAAGAGGAGCUACAAGAUAUAAAAGAAAAAAUUAACAAGGGAGAAUAUGGAAACUGUGGUAUCAUGGCUGAGGUAGAGGAGCUCAGAAAACGUGUGCUAGAAAUGGAAGGGAAGGAUGAAGAACUCAUAAAAAUGGAGGAGCAGUGCAGAGAUCUCAAUAAGAGGCUCGAAAAGGAAACAUCACAGAGUAAAGACUUUAAACUUGAGGUUGAAAAACUCAAUAAAAGGAUUAUGGCUUUGGAAAGAUUAGAAGAUGCCUUCAACAAGAGCAAACAAGAAUGUUAUUCCCUGAAAUGCAAUUUAGAAAAAGAAAGGAUGACCACAAAGCAGUUGUCACAAGAACUGGAGAGUUUAAAAGUAAGGAUCAAAGAGCUAGAAGUCAUUGAAAGUCGGCUGGAAAAGACAGAAUUUACCCUAAAAGAGGACUUAACUAAAUUGAAAACGUUAACUGUGAUGCUGGUAGAUGAAAGAAAAACAAUGAGUGAAAAAUUAAAGCAAACUGAAGAUAAGUUGCAAGCUGCUUCUUCUCAGCUUCAAAUGGAGCAAAAUAAAGUGACGACGGUUACCGAGAAGUUAAUUGAGGAAACAAAAAGGGCACUAAAGUCCAAAACUGACGUGGAAGAAAAAAUGUACAGUGUCACCAAGGAGAGAGAUGAUCUGAAAAACAAACUGAAAGCAGAAGAAGAGAAAGGAAAUGAUCUCCUGUCCAAAGUUAAUAUGUUGAAAAAUAGGCUUCAAUCAUUGGAAGCAAUUGAGAAAGAUUUCCUAAAAAACAAAUUAAAUCAAGAUUCUAGUAAGUCCACCACAGCAUUACACCAAGAAAACAAUAAGAUUAAAGAGCUCUCUCAAGAAGUGGAAAGACUGAGACUGAAGUUAAAGGAUAUGAAAGCCAUUGAGGAUGACCUUAUGAAAACAGAAGAUGAGUACGAGACUCUAGAACGUAGGUAUGCUACUGAACGAGAUAAAGCUCAAUUUUUAUCUGAAGAGCUGGAACGAGUUAAAAUGGAACUUGACAAGUACAAGUUAGCAGAAAAGACAGAGUCCAGCCAUGAACAAUGGCUUUUCAAAAGGCUUCAAGAAGAAGAAGCUAAGUCGGGACACCUCUCAAGAGAAGUAGAUGCAUUGAAAGAGAAAAUUCAUGAAUACAUGGCAACUGAGGACCUGAUAUGUCAUCUCCAGGGAGAUCAUUCAGUUCUGCAAAAGAAACUCCAUCAACAAGAAAACAGGAACAGAGAUUUAGGAAGAGAGAUUGAAAACCUCACUAAAGAGUUAGAGAGGUAUCGGCAUUUCAGUAAGAGCCUCCGGCCUAGCCUCAAUGGAAGAAUUAUCUCUGACCCUCAAGUAUUUUCUAAAGAAGUUCAGACAGAAGUAGUAGACAAUGAGCCACCAGAUUACAAGAGUCUCAUUCCUCUGGAACGAGCAGUCAUCAAUGGUCAGUUAUAUGAGGAGACUGAGGACCAGGAUGAGGACCCUAAUGAUGAGGAAUCAGUGCUGUCCUUCAAAUGCAACUCAUCUACCCCCUGUCCUGUUAACAGGAAACUAUGGAUUCCUUGGAUGAAAUCUAAGGAGGGCCAUCCUCAGAAUGGAAAAAUACAAACUAAACCCAAUGGCAACUUCAUGCAACCUGGAGAUCUAGUCCUAAGCCACACACCUGGGCAGCCACUUCAUAUAAAGGUUACUCCAGACCAUGUCCAAAACACAGCCACUCUUGAAAUCACAAGUCCAACCACAGAGAGUCCUCACUCUUACACAAGCACUGCAGUGAUUCCAAACUGUGGCACCCCAAAGCAAAGGAUAACCAUCCUCCAAAAUGCCUCCAUAACACCGGUGAAAUCCAAAACUUCUGCUGAAGGCCUCAUGAACUUAGAGCAAAGCAUGUCCCCAAUUACCAUGGCAACCUUUGCCAGAGCACAGACCCCAGAGUCUUGUGGUUCUAUAACUCCAGAAAGGACAAUGUCACCUAUUCAGGUUUUGGCCGUGACUGGUUCAGCAGGCUCUCCUGAGCAGGGACGUUCCCCAGAGCCGAUAGAAAUCAGUGCCAAGCAUGCGAUUUUCAGAGUCUCUCCUGACCGGCAGUCAUCAUGGCAGUUUCAACGUUCAAACAGCAACAGUUCAAGUGUGAUAACUACUGAGGAUAAUAAAAUCCACAUUCACUUAGGAAGUCCUUACAUGCAAGCUGUGGCCAGCCCCGUGAGACCUGCCAGCCCUUCAACACCACCACAGGAUAACCGAACUCAAGGCUUAACUAAUGGGGCACUAAACAAAACAACCAAUAAAGUCACCAGCAGUAUUACUAUCACACCAACAGCCACAACUCUUCCUCGACAAUCACAAAUUACAGUAAGUAAUAUAUAUAACUGA
This is a messenger RNA of Puma concolor (puma), 3393 nucleotides long. NCBI's taxonomy places the organism in Eukaryota, Metazoa, Chordata, Mammalia, Carnivora, Felidae. The record is from RefSeq and is a predicted model, not a curated record.